UUCGAGCUUCACGGAUAGAUAUCAAUCAAUCUGCACCGACAGACAAGGCUGUUAUAAUGAUGCAGGGGUGUGUGCGUAGGUUGGCGGGAAAACAGCUCGGGGGCAGCAUCCAGCUAUUCCGCGCCUGCGCACGCGCGUGUUUUGCUGUGAUCUCGUCUCUGUAUAGCGCGGAUACCGCCGCCACGCUCGUAUAUAGUUGUGAGUGUAUACUGCUGCAUGCGCGCCGUUGCAUGGCUGCCGUUCAUCCGCUCGAUCAGCAUGUCCGCGCCAUCAUGCAGCAGCAGCAUGCAUGCAUGCAGUCACGACGAGUCGUCUAGCUGAGUGAGAGCCGCGCGCGCGGUGCAGCUCAAGACGUUGCUUAGCUUAGCGCGUAUUGGCCGCUUCGGAACUCGAUCGCUGCUUAGCGUGGUUAUAGGUACGGCCAUGUCCUGAAUUCGAAAGGUGGUC
Ceraceosorus guamensis is the source of this 447-nucleotide messenger RNA. RefSeq lists its product as hypothetical. The coding region runs from base 57 to 317 and encodes 86 amino acids. The record is from RefSeq and is a predicted model, not a curated record. The transcript has a single exon. Lineage: Eukaryota; Fungi; Basidiomycota; Exobasidiomycetes; Ceraceosorales; Ceraceosoraceae.